AUGGGAAUUGCCGUCAGCCCUUUGCUUGUGGCAUAUGCGGUCAAAAAUUCGAUACCGUGGCAGAUUUUUGAACGGCACCGAGAUGCUAUGCAUCAAAAUCCAUUGUUGUGUAUCGAAUGCGAUAGAUUAUUUGGCAGUGAAAGCGAAAUAGUCAAACAUUACAAAACGGAACAUGGUGACAAUGCAAAACCCAAGAAAUCAACUAAGCCGAAACUCCCUGCCCUGACGCUAUUCGAGCGAAAGAACCUUGAGAAGAAAGCCGCCCAGACCUACGUUUGCAAAAUUUGUCUGAUCGAAUUCAAAGAUCCUGUAGACGCCAAAUAUCACGUUAAUCAUCAUCACCCGGAUGAUCCCGACUUCAAACAGUACACCUGUGAGCUGUGCGGGAAAUCCUUCACGGUAGCGGCUGACUACGAGAUUCACGUGAAACGCCACAAGGGCCUCAGGCCAUUCAAGUGUUCCGAUUGUGGCAAAACGCUUUGCCGACUUGGUGACGCGCAACCGGCACGAGAGCACCGGCGUGUGCCCGAACCAGAUGGUGAUCUGCUGCGUGGAGUGCGAUGA
This is a messenger RNA of Aedes aegypti (yellow fever mosquito), 564 nucleotides long. Its product is annotated as myoneurin-like. The transcript is spliced from 2 exons. Bases 1 to 564 code for a protein of 187 amino acids. Gene Ontology annotation, biological process: regulation of transcription by RNA polymerase II. Gene Ontology annotation, molecular function: RNA polymerase II transcription regulatory region sequence-specific DNA binding; DNA-binding transcription factor activity, RNA polymerase II-specific. Lineage: Eukaryota; Metazoa; Arthropoda; Insecta; Diptera; Culicidae. The record is from RefSeq and is a predicted model, not a curated record. Gene Ontology annotation, cellular component: nucleus.